AUGUUGUCACGCAGCAAGAACAGCAAUAUCAACAAUAUCAACAAUAUUAACAAUAUCAACAAUAUCAACAAUAUCAACAGCAACAGCAACAACCACAACAACGGCAACAUCAACAAUAUCAACAAUAUCAACAGCAACAGCAACAGCAACAGCAACAGCCGCGUCAACAGCGACAUCGAUGUCAACAUUGACAACAACAGCAUCGACAGCAACAACAGCAACAACAACAGCAGCAACAACAACAGCCGCCAACAACAAAAUAUCAACAAUAUCAACAGCAUCAACAACAGCAACAGCCGCGUCAAUAACAACAUCGACAUCAAUGUCAGCAUCAACAGCAACAGCAACAACUACAACAACAAUCGCGUCAGUAACAACAUCGAGAUCAUCAACAGCAUCAACAACAACAGCAACAGCUGCGUCAGCAACAUCGACAACACCGGCAGCAACAGCAACAACAUUGGCAUCAAUGACAUCAACAACAGCAACAGCCGCAUCAACAACAUCAACAAUAUCAACAACAUCAACAACAGCCGCGUCAACAACGACAUCAAUGCGCGGCCGGGCCGGGCGCGGUUCCCGGAUUUCGGCGGCGCCGCCUGCGGGCGCUGGUGGGAGCAGGAGCUGCGCCGCUUCCGCCGCAGCGUGCCCUUCGACGGGCUCGGCCUGGACCUGCACGGACCCACGAGCUUCGUGGCGGGCUCGGAGCGCGGCUGCGCCGACAACGGCUGGAACUUCCCCCCGUACAGCCCCGCCGCCGCUGACCGGCCGCUCUUCCGCCGCUCGCUCUGCCCGGACGCCGUCCACGCCUGGGGGCGCCACUACGACGUGCACAACCUGUACGGGCACGCCGCGGCCGCGGCCACGCACCGGGCUCUGCGGCGCCUGUGGCCCCAGCAGCGCCCCCUGCUGCUCUCCCGCGUCACCUUCGCGGGCUCCGCGCGCCUGGGCGGGCUCUGGGCGGGGCCGGGCGAGGCCUCGUGGGCGGGGCUUAGGGCGGCGGUGCCCGCCCUGCUGCGCGCGAGCCUGCGCGGCUUCCCCUACGCGGGCAGCUCCCUGUGCGGGGGCCUGGGGCCCUGUCCCGAGGAGCUCUGCCGGCGCUGGCUCCAGCUCGGCGCCUUCUUCCCCCUGGCGCGGAACCACAACCAGGAGCCCGGCACGGCGCAGGACCCGGCCGCGUUCGGCGCCCGCUCGCUGCUGCUCAACUCCACGCGGGCGCACCUGGGCACGCGCUACCGCCUGCUGCCGCACCUGUACUCGCUGCUGCAGCGCGCCCGCGCCACCGGGCACAGCGUGGCACGGCCCCUGCUGCACGAGUUCUACGCCGAGGAGGCCACGUGGGACGUGGACGCGCAGUUCCUGUGGGGGGCGGGGCUGCUCAUCACCCCCGUGCUGGAGCCCGGCGUGGAGCUGGUCCGGGCCUACAUCCCCGACGCCGUCUGGUACGAGUACGAGUCGGGCUCGCGGCUGUGGCUGCGGGGGCAGUGGACUCACCUGUACCUGCCCGGGGACCGCCUGGGGCUGCACCUGCGCGGGGGCCACAUCUUCCCGGUGCAGGAGCCGGCCACCACCACGGCCGCCAGCCGCAGGAACCCCAUGGGGCUGAUCGUGGCGCUGGACGAGAACCAGGAGGCGUCGGGGGAGCUGUUCUGGGACGACGGAGAAUCCGCCGACACCGUGGAGAACAACGCCUACAUUUUCUACCAAUUCCGAUUUUCCAACAACGUUCUGGAGCUCUCGGUGACGCGCGGCACCGAGUCCCUGGCACCGCCGGGGCUGGAGUUCCGGGAGCUGCGCGUGCUGGGGCUGCCGCGCGCGCCCCUCGGCGUCGCCGUCACCUCCGGCGGCGCCGCGGCCGCCACCGCGCCCGCCGUCAGCUACGACGCCGGCACGCGGGUGGCGCUGGUGCGGGGGCUGCGGCUGCGGCUGGGCCGCUCGCACGCGCUGCGCUUCACGCUGGGGACGCGCGAGCGCGACCGCUUCGACUGCCACCCCUGGGAGGGCGCGAGCCGCGAGAGCUGCCUGCGCCUCGGCUGCGUCUGGAACGAGAGCACGUCGGCGGAGCGCGUCCCCUACUGCCACUACGAGGGCCCCGAGAGCGGCUACGGCGCCUCCGACAUCCGCUACGGCGACACCGGCAUCGCCGCCGCCGUCACCCUGGGCUCCGCCCACAGCAGCCAUGGCUCCGCCCAGCGUGGCCACGCCCCCGGCAUGGCGCCCAUUGAGCGGCUGAGGGUGGAGGUCACCUACCACAGCGACCACCUGCUGCAGUUCAAGAUUUCCGACGCCUCGGCGCGCCGCUACGAGGUGCCGGUGCCGCUGGCGCUGCCGCCCGCGCCGAGCGCCUCGGCCCGGAGCCGCCUCUACGACGUCGAGAUCCAGGAUUGGCCCUUCGGCAUCCGCGUGCGGCGCCGCCGCUCCGGCGCCGUCCUCUGGGACUCGCAGCUGCCGACGUUCACCUUCAGCGAUCAGUUCCUGCAGAUCUCCACGCGCCUCCCGUCCCCGUUCGUCUACGGCUUCGGCGAGACCGAGCACGGCACGUUCCGGCACGACCUGAACUGGCACACCUGGGGGAUGUUCGCCCGCGAUCAGCCGCCCGGCUACAAGCUCAACUCCUACGGCUUCCAACCCUUCUACAUGGCGCUGGAAGAGGACGGCAACGCGCACGGCGUCCUCCUGCUCAACAGCAACGCCAUGGACGUCACCUUCCAGCCGACGCCGGCGCUCACCUACCGCACCACCGGCGGCGUCCUGGACUUCUACCUGGUGCUGGGGCCCACGCCCGAGGAGGUGGUGCAGGAAUACACCGCGCUGGUGGGCCGCCCGGUGCUGCCGCCCUACUGGGCCUUGGGCUUCCAGCUGUGCCGUUACGGCUACCGCGACGACGCCGAGAUCGCCCGGCUGCUGCGGGACAUGAGCCGGGCCCAGAUCCCCCUGGACGUGCAGUACGCCGACAUCGAUUACAUGGAGCGCCAGCUCGACUUCACCCUCAGCCCGCGAUUCCAGAACCUUCCGGCGCUCGUGCGCCAAAUCCAGAGCCAAGGAAUGCGCUUCGUCCUCAUCCUGGACCCGGCCAUCUCGGCCAACGAGAGCCACUACCCGGCCUACGAGCGGGGGCUGCGGAACGACGUCUUCAUCAAGUGGCCCGACAGCGACGACAUCAUCUUCGCCAAGGUGUGGCCGGACCUGCCCGACGUCGUCGUCAACGAUUCCCUGGACUGGGACACCCAAGUGGAGCUGUUCCGCGCCUUCGCGGCCGUGCCGGAUUUUUUCCGGAACUCCACGCGGGAUUGGUGGGCGCGGGAGAUCGCCGAGGUCUACGAGAACCCCCGGAACGCCUCCCUCAGCAUCAAAUUCGACGGCAUCUGGAUCGACAUGAACGAGCCGUCGAGCUUCGUCCACGGCGCCGUCGGCGGCUGCCGCGACCGCGCGCUCAACUUCCCGCCCUACGUGCCCCAGCUGGGCUGGCGCUCGGAGGGGCUGAGUUACAAAACCAUCUGCAUGGAGGGCGUGCAGCGGCUGCCGGACGGGAGCGCCGUGCGCCACUACGACGUGCACAACCUCUACGGCUGGGCGCAGACCGAGCCCACCCUGCGGGCGCUGCAGAACCUGACGGGCGAGCGCGGCAUCGUCGUCACGCGCUCGACCUUCCCGGGCAGCGGGCGCUGGGCCGGGCACUGGCUGGGCGAUAACACGGCCGCCUGGGACCAGCUGCCCCCCUCGCCCACCCCCACCAACGGCACCACCGCCGCUCCCCCCGCGCACCGCUCCGGCCUGACCGACCCCUUCUUCCUGGUGGAGACCAUCUGCAUCUGCUGGUUCUCGCUGGAGCUGCUGGUGCGCCUGGUGGCCAGCCCCAGCAAGGCGGCCUUCUUCCGCAGCGCCAUGAACCUCAUCGACCUGGCCGCCAUCGCGCCCUACUUCAUCGCGCUGGGCACGGAGCUGGCGCGGCAGCGCGGCAUCGGCCAGCCCGCCAUGUCGCUGGCCGUGCUGCGCGUCAUCCGCCUGGUGCGCGUCUUCCGCGUCUUCAAGCUGUCGCGCCACUCCACGGGCCUGCAGAUCCUGGGCCAGACGCUCAAGGCCAGCAUGAGGGAGCUGGGCCUGCUCAUCUUCUUCCUCCUCAUCGGCGUCGUGCUCUUCUCCAGCGCCGUCUACUUCGCCGAGGCCGAGGACGCCGCCACGGCCUUCACGUCCAUCCCGCAGGCCUUCUGGUGGGCCGUGGUCACCAUGACCACGGUGGGCUACGGCGACAUGGCGCCGGUGACGGUGGGGGGCAAGCUGGUGGGCUCGCUGUGCGCCAUCGCGGGCGUGCUGACCAUCUCGCUGCCCGUGCCCGUCAUCGUCUCCAACUUCUCCUACUUCUACCGGCGCGAGCUGCGCGGCGAGGAGGGCGGGCAGGCCGUGCCCGCCGCCCCCUGCCCGCACCACCCCGAGCCCCCCGGGGACGGCCCCGAGGGCCCCAAGGCGGGCGGGGGGCCCGGGGACGGCUGGGGGGUGGACGGGGAGGCGGGCGGAGAGAAGGGCUGGGGAGGGGGGAGGCUGGUGACCGAGGUGUGA
Messenger RNA from Motacilla alba alba, 4557 nucleotides. RefSeq names its product maltase-glucoamylase, intestinal-like. NCBI's taxonomy places the organism in Eukaryota, Metazoa, Chordata, Aves, Passeriformes, Motacillidae. The record is from RefSeq and is a predicted model, not a curated record. The coding region runs from base 1 to 4557 and encodes 1518 amino acids. Gene Ontology annotation, biological process: carbohydrate metabolic process; potassium ion transport; transmembrane transport. Gene Ontology annotation, cellular component: membrane; voltage-gated potassium channel complex. Gene Ontology annotation, molecular function: alpha-1,4-glucosidase activity; carbohydrate binding; voltage-gated potassium channel activity. The transcript has 32 exons.